Messenger RNA from Mycena citricolor, 3587 nucleotides. The record is from the annotation of a GenBank genome assembly. NCBI's taxonomy places the organism in Eukaryota, Fungi, Basidiomycota, Agaricomycetes, Agaricales, Mycenaceae.
GUUACAACUUACCUCAGCCCUCACCAUUCAAGCGGCGCCAUGUCUACCCAUUCUCAGUAUCCCGCUGAGCACUCUGAGAAACGCGUCGAUGAUCUGGAUCGCAGUACCGUCACAGAUGUGGAGGGGAACGAUUCUCAGGCUCCCAUUCGUCCCGCGGACUCCUCAUCUCUCUACGCGGGUGAGGAUUCAGAACCAUUUGAGUCUACAGCCCCUACCCUGUCGCCCAAACUACCCGAAAUCUCUGGCGGAUUAGAGCUAGACCUGGACUCGAUACUGAUGCCCUCUAAUCCGGAGCCAACUCCAGCGCAAGUCUUCAACCCCAGUGGAGAACUCGCACCACUAACUCUAUCUAGGACCGAUAAAGUGAAGAAAAGGGCUAGCAACGUUCUAAAGCUAUCUCAAGAGAACGAGAAGCUGAAAGCAGAGCUCAAAGCCAUGUCCGAUCGACUCGAGGCCGCCGAGCGACGUCGGCAGCAACUAGCGAGGAAAGAACAACACGUAGUUGAGCCACCUACGAGCUAGACCAUGGCGCGAGAAACAGAACCGGAACCGAAUGGAUAAUGACGACAAUUGUAUUUCUCCUACCCCUGCGGAAUUGUGUACUAUAUAUUGGUAUACCCAGAGUGCUCAAGCUGCUUAAUUUUGAAUGUGCGUAUGCAUCUGGUCAUUAUUUUAAGCCCGGACCAAGUAUUUGAGAUGGCUGAUCGGCUAUGAUCAUGACGUAUGGUAGAUAGUAUCUCUCCACGGACUCCGAAACCGACCGGAAUCACUUCUUAUAAGUACAGUCGUUUCGGCAUUCACCACCACCACGACCUCAAACUCGAUCAUCGAUGGCGACCUCGCGUAGACCCUCAGACCGCAGACUUUCGGACAGACGCAACUCCGGGAUGUCAUCUCGACGUCCCUCCAUCGACCCAUGGAGACUGGUACCCAUGGACAAAGCAAUCCACAUCGGUGGAUCGGACGAUUUCAAUGUCCUCUUCGUUGGGGCUGGAAACAUCAUGUUCGGAUCCGAUGAGGGCCCUUGGAACCACUCUUUCCGUUUCGAACACAAGCUGGGACGGCGUCUCAAGGUAGUCGCGUUGAUCGAUCCCGCCAUCGAGCGGGCGACUGCCGUCUUGCAGAAGAAAUGCGACUCUUUCGUCGUCUCUGCCUACCAAGACACCCGAGUCUUCAAAACCCUCGAGGAUUUUGUGAAGGCCAUGUCUCCUAAGGAUCGGCCUCGUGCGGUUAUCGUCGGCAGUCCCCCCAUGUUCCGUGGCUCUCUUGUUCCAGGGCGCGACAUUGAGAUGCAGAUUUUGAAACACUUCCCCGGCGUUGCUAUGUUCAUCGAGAAACCUGUCGCCACCGGUCCACACCACGAGAUCGCCGACGCGUACACGAUUGCCAAGACCAUUCAAGACUCGCAGACCAUCUGCUCUGUCGGAUAUAUGCUUCGGUAUCUGAAGGCCACCCAGAUGAUGAAGCAGAUCAUCGAAGAAAACAAUCUGACAGUCAUGGCCACGAUCGCGCGUUACGCUUGCGCGUACGAAGCGAUCGCAAAGCCCGAUUGGUGGGACAAGUCAAAGAGUGCGGGCCCGAUCGUGGAGCAGGGGACUCAUUUCUGUGAUCUGUCGCGCUACUUUGGAGGAGAAGUGGACAUCUCGACCGUUUCUGCGCAUUCACUCGAAUGGGACGAGAACGCUGGCCACCUGAGCAAGAUGACCGUGGAUGAGACUAAGAUUCCGCCCGAGAAUCGGAUCCCCCGUGUGACUGCUGCGACUUGGAAGUACGAAAGCGGGGCCGUGGGAAGCUUCACGCAUGUCGUGGCGCUCCAAGGAACGGACUACAGCUGCGAGUUGGAGGUGUACGCCGACGGGUACCAACUGAAGCUGGUGAACCCUUACGUGCAGCCCCUGCUGUAUAUCCGCAAGCCUGGCGACGACCACGAGCAGAUCGUGCGGUUCCCUGAUGACGAUCCCUUUUUCUCGGAGGUUUCGCACCUCAUUGACGUCAUCGAAGACAUUGAAGAAGAUCCUGAAGCAGCCACGAUCCUCAGUUCCUACGAAGAUGCAGUCAAGACGUACGAACUCACGUGGACAAUCCGUGAGGCCAGCGAGCGCUCGCGCGCCGAACAGCUCGCCAAGCAGAAGGCUGCAGCCAAAGCGGCGUGAAAGAGUCGUGAGACCAGAAACUAACCACUGUAUUCAGUCAUGUACUAGAUGUUGUGUGUGAUCAUCAAGAUCAAAGUUGUACGUUGCAGGCAUGUGCUGUGAUAAUGAUUCUGCGUCUUUGUUUCCACCCGAUAAUCAUGAUUGCCCCUCCUUGUGCUUUCCCUUAUUGCUCGAUCUCCGGGGUCUGCAGGCCCACGUUUGCCUAGAGCUCUUUUUCAGCUCGAUAAUUAUGCAUGUUUCGGAUCCCCCGCUCCUUACGCCAAUCAUUCUGCCGUACUCCUCUCCUUCUCACGUCCUCCCUCCUUUCAAAACACUCGAGGAUGUUGCCAAUCACACCUCGGAAGGGAGCUCCGUGGUUCCUACUCGUCGUUCUUCUGGGUCUGCAUGGCCUGGCUUUCCUGGCCCCGAGAAAGACAUAUUGACAAGGUCUCUAUCAUCGCCGAGCGUUCCUCCAUUACGGACGAGGCCAGGAUCGAAAUUUUGGGUGUGUUCAAGCUCUUGGGAAGUCCACCCUUCGUUUGACUCAAAGACUCGAUAGGCUGGGCACAGCGUGAAGCCACUCCCAGUGCUCGCGGAACCCACUUGGUAUACUAACGUACGUGUUUUAGCAGCGCAGUGAGACAUACGCGCACGGUCGAUGCAGUGUCGGUGAUCAAAUCGCGACGGUUCUGCAUCUUAUCGACUGAGAGCUCAUUGUCCCUAGAUUCAAUCGCACGGGGAGGGCUCGAGUCUCCAGCCGACAGCAGUCUGCCAUCAUAUGAACCUGUUUGCUGGUCGACCUCAUUCUAAGUUGUGCAUAGAUGACCCACGGCAGCCGCAAGGUCAAGAAUAUUCGGUGAGUCUGCCUGCUCUCUGACAGUCUAUCAAGAAAGUUACUAGUUUCAAACAGCGUCUCCCUCCGAUCGUAAGCUUGUGUCUGAUCGCUGGCCCACAACGCUCAUCUUCAGUAGUCAUCAUUGGCCGCCGAACCAUCCCAUUGUUUCAAUCGAGACGUUCUUCCGCCUAUAAGCGUUACGCGUCAAGAUCGUGCCUGCGCUCACUGCACGAUGGAGGAAAAGAUCGAAAACGGUCGCAGAAUGGUGCUCUCGCAGAGAUAUUCUCCAUCUUGUCACGCUGGGCGACGACAGAUCCCCACCCCUCUUCCUCCAUCUCACGGACACACUAUGAUAUCAUUUCAACCUGUGGGAUCAGAUACGCCCUCUGAAGAGCAUGCUUUCGGCGUCUCAAUGGCGGAUGUUCUCAAUUUCCAGCCUUGUCUCGUGGAUCCUGAUGCCGAGGUUCUCGACGAGCAAGUGGCUCAGAUCUUUCUGACUCUUGAGGCCAAGGGCUACUCGACCUACAUGCAGGAAAUACCCGUCAAGUGCACUCACCGAAGAAUCUCCCGCUUUAGUCUCGCGUAUGCCGUCGCUUCCAAGUUCGAUGCGUAUUUGAAGG